CGUGAUGCGUCACUGCUCACCCGGAUACUCUGGCCCCACUCUUGUCGUCAGACCCUUGCCAUGUGAAAGUGGAGCCAUUCACUCCUCUUGGGGUGGAAAGAGGAACUGCCACGUGCUGGCCUCUUUCUCCACGUUCAAGUAUUUGAGCUUGGAUCGCAGUGAUGAUUGCUGUUGCUCAUCAGCAUCUAGCAAGAACUUUUUAUCCAAAUCAAUCUGGAAAGUGCCCAAGUUUGACUAGUUUCAGCUGACGUCUCCAAAAACCUCAAGUGUCUUUUCAGAGGAGGAUUUGUCAUUGUCUCGUUUUGAAGUGCCAUGCCCAGCAACAAGUCCGCAACCUGGAGCGGUGGUGUCACCCAGGCCUGCCACAACGCCGCCAUGUCGCCCAUACCAUUGGUCAACAUCAGCCUAGAGACAGUUGCGACUGCUCAAGUGCCUCGUCCUAAAAAAGUGCGCGCCAGACUUCCUGCCUUCUCAUACGCUCAGGAGCAAGGGAAUGCAACCCAGAGGCAAUCCAUGCCCAGUAAAUCGCUAAGGUUUAGCGGCGUUCCAAGGGCAAUCAAGUCAACGGGGGAAAAGCCACUUGUGAGCAGCACCAUGGACACGGGUGACAAUAUUUCUUCUGCCAUCAAAAAGGAAGUCCUCGGCUGUCCGAGCGUUGACACCUUGCAACGAGUCCAAGGACGUUCUUCUAUGCAGAUAAACAUGUUUGAGCUCGAAACUGCAGAACUCUCCUCCACACCUUCGGUGCCUCCUCUACGCCUUAUUCCUAUUGAAUACCAAGAAAGAAAGAUGGAAAAACAUACCUCCAGCAUUGACGCCAAAGGGGAAAUGAGCAAGAGCUAUCCGUUGACUAUUUCCAACCAGCGGAACUCGGCAGCAAAGUUCAGUCAGACGCAAAAUGCUCAUGCUAAAUCAGCUGCAUCGAACAAUCCCCUUCAAGUCAUAGGUGAUUUUCCACCACUGGUUUAUGUUAAGCCUCUAACACCAGUAGCUUUGGAUUCAAACAAGAAAUUCCCUCAAAGUCCAUUGAAUAUAAAUAGAAGCAGAAGUGGGAAGCUCAAUGGUCAGAUGCGAAAUGGGCUCAAUGUCAGCGCCACACCAAAGGAUCAGCCCGGGCCGCCGGACACCCUCCCAGGCGCUCUAAUGGGCUCUGUGACCACCAAGAUCUCCGCCAUCCACCUGACCAAGCAGGCACAAACUAGUCCUCUCACAUCUUUGUGCUUGUCCCCCCCUCCUCAGUCUGAGGCCACAGAUGCGAGCUCAGAAUGCGAUAUGCAGGUGGAUUGCAGCGGUGAGGAGGAGCUGCCUUAUGAGUUGGAGACGGCCUGCAGCGAUGAUGAUGAUUGUUCGGAGUCAUCCAGUGUCGACAGCACUUCGUCCAUUGCAUCGGUAGUACAAAUUACUGGUGUUGAGGAACCCAUGUCGUUGGAAGCGGAAAACAAUCGGGUGCAGAAACCGGCUCUUGUUCCCAGCCUGUUCCCACUCAUCCCUCCCACACUCUAUUUCAGUGCUGCCAAUGAACAAGUUGAAUUGCUGCCUGAAGAGCAAACGCGACUUUUAAAGUGGAAGAUUAGCACAGUCACGCCCAAUGUUGUGAGGAACGCCAUCGCCAGGUCGCACUUCAUGCACACCAGGAAAAGCCAUGACUGGUUGGGCUGCUGGGGACACCACAUGAAGUCGCCUUGUUUUAAGACUCUUCUAGAGCACCAGAAGUUGAACCAUUUCCCCGGAACGUUCCAGAUUGGCAGGAAGGACCGUCUUUGGAAGAAUCUGUCCAAGAUGCAGAAUCGCUUCGGCAAGCAGGAGUUCAACUUUAUCCCCCGCACCUUUGUCCUUCCUCAGGACAUCCUGCAGCUACGCAAGGCGUGGAAGGACGGCUCCAGACAGAAGUGGAUCAUCAAACCUCCAGCCUCAGCCAGAGGAGUGGGAAUUCAGGUCAUCCACAAAUGGAGCCAGAUGCCACGCAAGAAGUCCCUUCUGGUCCAGAAGUAUCUCCACAAGCCCUACCUCAUCGGUGGUAACAAGUUUGACUUGCGCAUCUAUGUCUACGUGACAUGCUACGACCCGCUCAGAAUAUACCUCUUCUCAGAUGGACUGGUCCGCUUUGCUAGCUGCAAAUAUUCACCCUCCAUGAAGACACUUGGCAACAAGUUCAUGCAUUUGACCAAUUACAGCGUCAACAAGAAAAAUUCAGAGUACCAGGCCAACAGUGAUGACAAAGCCUGCCAGGGACACAAAUGGGCUGUGAAGGCCUUGUGGCAGUAUCUCGGCUCCAGAGGAGUAAACACCACCUUGAUUUGGGAGAAGAUUAAAGACAUUGUCAUCAAAACAAUAAUUGCGUCAGAACCAUACGUGAACUCUCUGCUCAAGAUGCAUCUACGUACACCUUACAGCUGCCACGAGCUGUUCGGCUUUGAUAUCAUGUUAGAUGAAAACUUGAAACCCUGGAUCCUAGAAGUCAACAUUUCACCCAGCCUCCAUUCCAACACAGCAUUAGAUGUUUCCAUCAAGGGCCAAAUGAUUCGAGACCUCUUGAACCUUGCGGGCUUUCGUAUUCCUCAUCGAGAGGAUGUUGUCUCCUCCAGUGGAAGCACCUCCAGCUCCAACAGCAGUUUGUGUGCUGUAAGCAAGGAGACGAGCAAUCUGGAAAUCUCAGUCGACGAGAAAGUGAAACGGGCGUUUUACCUCAAACAGCGCUUUGCUGAUCAGAGUAUCCUGGCGACAGUGCUGGAUGUUUUGACUCCCAACGAUGUCCGCGUCCUCGCCGAGAGCGAAGACGAGUUGGGCCGCCGCGGACAGUUUGAGCGGAUUUUCCCAUCGCCGUCAUCAUCGAAAUACCUGAGAUUUUUCGAGUCUCCCCGGUACCUCAGCAUUGUGUUGGACCAGUGGGAGCGCAAGUACGGGAACAACAGGACAAAAGGUAUCAAUCUGCUCAGGCCUUUGUGUCAGGAAGGAGUCCAUCUUGGUACCGAUGAUCCCGCUCACAUGUGGUCCAAGUGUAGCUACUUCUCCAACUACAGAGAAGCACCCGUCGUCCCUUCUAAAUCCAGGGUGGCGCUCAUCCGUCAGCAACUGUCGGAUGAAAUGGACAUGGACGAAGGCUCAGACAGUGAUGCCUUCGUUGCCAGUCCCAGAUUCAGUGCCGGCACUGUUCCUAACAUACCUGAAGUGUAAUAUCUGAGAUUGUAUUAUUUUCUUUUUUUUUUUUACUAACUGGAAAAUUUCGCAUUUUUCAAGGGCUUGAAAAUAUUGCUUAGGAGUACACUUUGGAAAUAAAAAUUAAUAUUGAAGUAGA
Syngnathus acus (greater pipefish) is the source of this 3295-nucleotide messenger RNA. It is a transcript of the gene ttll4, whose product is annotated as tubulin tyrosine ligase-like family, member 4. Gene Ontology annotation, cellular component: cilium. The record is from RefSeq and is a predicted model, not a curated record. Gene Ontology annotation, molecular function: tubulin-glutamic acid ligase activity; tubulin binding. Gene Ontology annotation, biological process: protein polyglutamylation; microtubule cytoskeleton organization. Bases 313 to 3174 code for a protein of 953 amino acids. NCBI's taxonomy places the organism in Eukaryota, Metazoa, Chordata, Actinopteri, Syngnathiformes, Syngnathidae. The transcript has 21 exons.